Nicrophorus vespilloides is the source of this 1672-nucleotide messenger RNA. Its product is annotated as nucleolar complex protein 4 homolog B. Lineage: Eukaryota; Metazoa; Arthropoda; Insecta; Coleoptera; Silphidae. Gene Ontology annotation, biological process: ribosome biogenesis. Gene Ontology annotation, cellular component: nucleolus; small-subunit processome; Noc4p-Nop14p complex. The coding region runs from base 123 to 1622 and encodes 499 amino acids. The transcript has 4 exons. The record is from RefSeq and is a predicted model, not a curated record.
CUCAAUGGCGAUCGGUCAUUUAGGCAACCGGCCCAGUGUCUUUAAGUACAUAACCUCUACCUCGUCAAAAAUCAUCUGUGAUUGAUACAUCAGUUUUGGGCAGUGCAGCAGUUUUCAUUAGAAUGUCGCAGCAAGAGAAGCCCAUGAAAAUUUCGAAGGUGCUGCGGCAGAAGGCGCAGGAGAUGCUUGGCUCCAGGAAGUACGCCAACAAUCUGUUGGAUAUCAUGAGACACUUCGACACUGGAGCAGAUACAUGCCCUUGUAUACUGACACUGGAAAUGAUUUUUACCAGCCUUCUCAAGAGCAGUGAGAUGUUCAUUGAGAUUGUGCCAUUGAAGCCAAUGGAGAGGACUGCAGAGAUCCAGUAUCGGGAAUGGCUUAAGCAGAUUUAUGAGGAGGCUUGGAACAAGAUGGUCCAUUGUCUUGACCAUGCUUCACCCAAAGUUGCCACACAAGCUCUGGCCAGUUGUAUGAAUAUAAUGGCACAUGAGGGUCGUUACCCGUUGGAACCUAGGAGCAGUCAAGAACACUACAUACCAUUCUACAGACUGAAACCUAUUGUGAUGAAGAUUAUCUUCAACAGACAGAGCAGCGCGCAUCUUAUUAACAAAUUCCAGGAGUACUUGGUAUACGAUGAUAUGUUGUUUGCCACGUGGAAGUUAUUACCUUCAUUGACCGCCAAGACGAAUCCCAACGAUGUCUACAUAAUGAAUUUCUUAAUGCUCCUCGAGAAAUUGCAGCUACAACAAAACACUGAAGGAUCUAUUUUGUUCAGCACCGAAGAAGGAGAACACAACUUCAUUUACGAUGAGAAUUCGGCUAGGAAGAGUUUAAAUAAAGUUUGGAAUUGCGUGAUGCUUUGGGAACAAGGACCGGUAACGCUCAAGCAGUUACUGAUUGUACUUCUGGAGAGAGUUAUGCCGUACUUGGAUAAACCGUUGAUGCUCACCGAUUUCCUAAUGGACGCAUUGGAUAUCGGCGGGCCGGUGAGUCUGCUGGCCCUGCAAGGACUCUUCACGCUCAUCCAAUCGCACAAUCUCGAUUAUCCGAACAUCUUCGCUAAGUUAUAUUCCAUGUUCGAGCCGGAGAUUUUUCAUACCAAGUUCAAGGCCAGACUCUUCUAUUUGUCAGAUAUGUUCCUAAGCUCCACACAUUUACCGGAGAAUAUGGUGGCAGCGUUUGCGAAGCGUCUUGCUCGGCUCGCAUUAAUCGCACCCAGCGAGGACAUUAUUAUUAUUUGUAUGUUUAUAGGAAAUUUAAUAUUAAGACAUCCUGGAUUGAAGUGCAUGUUGAAUCAUCCGAAUGGUGGCUCUGCGACGAACGACCCUUACAUCAUGGAGGAACGCGACCCGGUGAAGUCAAAUGCCAUCAACAGUUCUUUGUGGGAAAUCCAGAGUCUUCAAAACCAUGUUUUGCCUAGCGUGGCAAUGGCUGCCCGUUUCAUCAACACACCAUUACCAAGCGUUGAAUGGGACAUUACCAAAGUGCUGGACAACUCUUCCGACGACAUUUUCGAUAAGGAGAUAAAGAAAAACCACAAGCUGAUAGCACUUGCCUUCGAUCGGCCGAAUGGCUGCUUCCUAAACAGAGGGGAAAUAAUCUCGCAGUAUUGGAAUUUCUAAUUUUCUUAACAUGAACAAAAAAUAUAAUAAACUGACCAUUAUUUCUGUAA